UCGCAGCUGAUUAAUAUUCAUGAGCGCGCUUCCGCCAGAGCGUGAUUGAUCUUCAUGGCUGCUCUUUCAGUCAGAAAAUGCGGCGAUAUCUUCGAGUUUUGUUCGUCUGCACGCUGUUAGUCUUCUGCUCACUGCUCUACAUCUUUAAUCAGCUCGUGUCGUCUCUGGAGCGCGCGGAUCAUCGGGAGCGAGCGCCGCGGACACGCGCAGUGGACACGGGCCUGAGUGGACGCGCGCAGGAUGACAGGUGUGGUUCAGACUCUGUCACUCACUGGGAGCCGUACUGGAGAAUCAGCCGUGAUGUUUGCCCAAACCACUGCGUUACGGACUCAGCUCCUAGGUCUGCUCCUCAGGACCCGGUCCAGCUGGCCGUGGUGGCCUGUGGCUCCAGACUGGAGGAAACACUCGUCAUGCUGAAAUCUGCUGUCCUCUUCAGCCACAGACACUUGUGCUUUCACAUCUUCUCAGAAGACCACCUCCACGCCGGAUUCAGACAGGAGCUGGAGUCGUGGCCGCAGAGGUUUCGCUCGACGUUCAGCUACAGCGUUUAUCCCAUAGUCUUCCCCAGUGAGAACGCCAGAGAGUGGAAGAGACUGUUCAAACCCUGCGCUUCUCAGAGACUCUUCCUCCCCCUGCUUCUGAAGCAGGUGGACUCUGUGCUGUACGUGGACACAGAUGUGCUGUUCCUGCGGCCGCUGGAGGACGUCUGGAGCUUUCUGUCCCGGUUCAACAGCAGUCAGGUGGCAGCCAUGUCCCCGGAGCACGAGGAGCCACGCAUCGGCUGGUACAACCGCUUCGCUCGACACCCGUACUACGGCCAGACCGGCGUCAACUCAGGAGUCAUGCUCAUGAACAUGACCCGCAUCCGACACACACUCUUCAAGAAUGACCUGGCAGCGGUGGAUCUGAAGUGGGCUGAUCUUCUGAUGCCUCUGUUACACAAGUACAAGCUGAACAUCACGUGGGGAGACCAGGACCUGCUCAACAUCAUCUUCCACUAUAACCCAGAGUCUCUGCUGCUGAUGGAGUGUCUCUGGAACUAUCGUCCUGAUCACUGUAUCUACGGCAGCAACUGCAUCAGCGCUGAACACAGCGGUGUUUACAUUCUCCACGGCAACCGCGGCGUUUACCAUGACGACAAGCAGCCCGCCUUCAGAGCUGUUUAUGACGCCAUAAAGCUGUUCCCGCUGGAUGGAGAUCCUCUGCGAGGUUUGCUCCUGCCUCUGGAGGAGAAGCUGAAGAGCGAUCACUCGUACUGCGGCCGAUCUCGACUGGUCUUCACCAAACGACUGCGUCAGAGCGUCACAGAGCUUCAGGAGGAGCAGGAGCGCUCCAGACCAGCAGAGGUUUGAGUCUUCAGAGCUGAUCGACCUCACACACCAGCAGCUGACAAUCACACACACACACACACACACACACACACACUGAGAGCGCGAGAGGGUCGCGCUGGUUAACCAUCACAGACCUCGUGUGUCUUCAUCAGUGGUACUCUCUCGGUUUCAGAUCCCUUCACACACCAGACUCCUCUCUAUCUCUAUCUCUAUCUCUGUGAUGAUAUUCAGUGUUUUCUCAGAGUUAUAUUUGUGAAUAUCAGUUCAGGUUUAGAGAUUUACACACAACAUCAGUGUUUUUAUGCAAAGAGUUGAUACAUUUGUAUUAUAACUGGUUUUGAUCUUUAUAUUGUAUGUCUGGAAAAUAUGAAUGUGGGAUUUUACGGUUAUUGUGAUGCUCAGUACCAUUUCAGAAUGAUUUACAGUUUUAAUUACAGUUAAUAGAAUCAUAACUAUUCUUAAUUAUAAUGAUCCUGUUUGAAACGGUGAGAAGAAAGAUUUAGUGUCUAGAUUGCAUUUCACCAAAGAAAGAAAGACAAGAAAUUAAUUCAGUUAAUUUAGUAAUUAUUAUUAUUGAUUAACUAUUAAUUGGAACAUUUAUAUAUAUUUAUUACAAAUAAAUGUUUUUUUCAGGUAAUUUGUAAUGUUUUUGUAUUUGUAAUGCUCUGAUAUGUUACUGAGAAAUGUACUGAUUAAUUUAAAUGUAGAAAUAUGAAAAUGAGCCGCAGGUUAAAGAAAUAUUUGAAUGGUCUGUGGUUGAAAUCUAAUAGAGUCUGUAUUGGCUCUCAUAGUAUAUUUUUGUAAUAAAAGUGUUUUCUCUGA
Molecule: messenger RNA, 2153 nt
Organism: Carassius gibelio (silver crucian carp)
Lineage: Eukaryota; Metazoa; Chordata; Actinopteri; Cypriniformes; Cyprinidae
Gene: gxylt1a
Product: glucoside xylosyltransferase 1a
Exons: 8
Coding region: 78-1352 (424 amino acids)
Biological process (GO): protein O-linked glycosylation via N-acetylgalactosamine
Molecular function (GO): UDP-xylosyltransferase activity
Source: RefSeq, a predicted model, not a curated record